Lymnaea stagnalis (great pond snail) is the source of this 2995-nucleotide messenger RNA. NCBI's taxonomy places the organism in Eukaryota, Metazoa, Mollusca, Gastropoda, Lymnaeidae. The record is from the annotation of a GenBank genome assembly.
GCCAAGAUCUCCGCAGUUUUAGAGGCGAUUGGAUUUUUUAAAAUGGAUUUAAAAUAACAGGAACGUUCUUAAAGUUCCAAAGGACUGUUUGAUUUUAAGUUACAAUAGUUGACAGAGUGUUGCGGGUUUAAUGUAUAGCCGUGUACUCACUACUGAUGUUGUGUUUUCUUGACAGUGAUGAAGGGCGACUCUUCGUGUUUGGAAGAAAGGGCGACGUCAUCUCUAGAGGUAGGUAUAUUUCAAUAAUAUAUUCCUGAAAGUGUAUUAGAUUAUUAUUCUUGUAAUUAUUUUUUUCUCUUGUUUUUUUAAAGGUAUACUCAUAGCUUAUGUUUGUUGAAUUAUUCAUAUAAAGUGAUAUAAAAAUCUUCAAUUUUACCAAACUUUCAGGGUCACUGCCUUUAUAUAUCUUAAUCUGGUGCCUAUUAAGUUUUUUUUAAAAAACGUUUCUUGUUUAGGCCUCUAUGCGAAGCACCUUUUAGAGCCGAUCCAUGAACUGUUCCGUCGGCCUCUACACUUGAGAGACUUUAUGAAUUCGGUUGAUGAUCACGGUCCUGACUUUACGAAUUUGGUUGAUGGUCACGGUCCUGACUUUAUGAAUUCGAUUGAUGAUCACGGUCCUCACUUUAUGAAUUCGGUUGAUGGUCACGGUCCUGACUUUAUGAAUUCGGUUGAUGAUCACGGUCCUGACUUUAUGAAUUCGGUUGAUGGUCACGGUCCUGACUUUAUGAAUUCGGUUGAUGGUAACGGUCCUGACUCUAUGAAUUCGGUAGAUGGUCACAGUCCUGACUUUAUAAAUUCGGUUGAUGGUCGCGGUCCUGACUUUUUGAACUGGUUGAUGGUCACGGUCCUGACUUUUUGAACUUGGUAUAUGUUCACGGUCCUGACUUUAUAAAUUCGGUUGAUGGUCAUGGUCCUGACUUUAUGAAUUCGGUUGAUGGUCACGGUCCUGAAUUUAUGAAUUUGGUUGAUGGUCGCGGUCCUGACUUUUUGAACUGUUUGAUGGCCACGGUCCUGACUUUAUGAAUUCGGUUGAUGGUCGCGGUCCUGACUUUAUGAAUUCGGUUGAUGGUCAAGGCUUGACUUUAUGAACUUGGUUGAUGGUCACGGUCAUGACUUUAUGAAUUCGGUUGAUGAUCACGGUCCUGACUUUAUGAAUUCGGUUGAUGGUCACGGUCCUGACUUUAUGAAUUCGGUUGAUGGUCACGGUCCUGACUUUAUGAAUUCGGUUGAUGGUCACGGUCCUGACUUUAUGAAUUCGGUUGAUGGUCAAGGCUUGACUUUAUGAAUUCGGUUGAUGGUAAUGGUCCUUUUAAAUCGCCUGCCUUUAUAGCAAACGACUGAAAAAAAUUUUCAAACAUUUCCUUCCGCAUUUCUUUGUACAACAUAUUAUUAUGUACAGAUUCAUGGGCUGUAAGUAUAGCUGCUAUAGAAAGAUUGUUUUGACGGUGCCUGCGUCAGUCUUUCAGACACGGCUUAACGAGGCUCAGUCUUUUAGUCACGGCCUAAAAUAGGAUCAUUCUUUCAGUCACGGCCAAAAAUGGGGUCAGUCUCUCCGUCACUGCUGCUAUGGGGUCAGUUGUUCAGUCACGCUCGUCGUAAAGGGGGUCAGUCCUUGAAUCAAGGACGGAAGACAUAGUUGAAUAAUAAAAAACGAGUAUAUAAAAACGAAAGAACUGAUAAACUAAGAUGGUCUAAAAUUAAUUACUAAUUUUUGUUUUAGUUUGUUAAUCUUAACUUUAAUUAUGAUUAUCUUAAACAAGAUAAUCUUAAUUCUAGUUAAUAAUUAUUUAAAUUGGGAGAGGUGCUAUUCUGACACAUUUGAUCUGUACCGCGAGCAUCCGUGCAAUGUCAUUCUGUGGAAAUAAAAGCUGUUUAGGGGUCAUGCUCAUGGAAAAAGGGGGGGGUGGGUGGGGGGGUGGCAGAAUUUGUGACACUUUGUGACUUUUAAAAACAUUAAUUUGAGGUCGAAAUUGCUUCAGGUAUUAUAGGUACCGUGAAACUCAGUCAACUGGAGAUGGGGGGGGGGGGGGGGGGGGGGUGUGGGGGGGUGGCAGAAUUUGUGACACUUUGUGACUUUUAAAAACAUUAAUUUGAGGUCGAAAUUGCUUCAGGUAUUAUAGGUACCGUGAAACUCAGUCAACUGGUGUGGCCAUUUUACAUUCGGAUUGUGGAUGACUUUGUAUUUUUGCGUCACAGUUUUCUAAUAAUACUCAAUCUUAAUCCAUUAUAGGAAAUUAUUAAAGAAUAAAAUUAAAUUCUUAGUUAAGUUAUGAAAAUUGUAUGUCGUUUUUGAAUUUUUUUAGGUGAAACGUGAUACUAAGGUUGGUGGAGAGGGGUAAAGAAUUUGUGACACUUUGUGACAGGGGGAUCUAGGGGUCUAAAAAUGUCAUUUUUUUCGUGACGUAAUUUGCGAACGAACCCUUAUCCAAAACUUUCUGUUCAACCUGACCUAUUUCCAGGCAUUGUCUUGAUCUACCCGGCCUGGAUAGAGAGGCCAAUCAGCGCGCACCCACACGUCCUUGAGGUCAUGGCCGUGCCCGUGCCAGAUGACGUCAACAUCCAGAACGUCUGCGUGUGUCUCGUGAAGCAGCCCGACAGCGACCUCUCGGGGGAUGACGUCAAAGAGUAUCUGAGGACCACCAUGACGGACGGGGGCAACGGGCUUUUCGUUGUGGACCACGUUCUGUUCUUUGAGGACCAACUGCCGAAUUUAUCGCGAGUGAAGCUUGGAGAGUUGGCUGCAGAGAAGCUGGCGUUGAAAUGAUGAGGUUUUGUGGAUGAGUUCUUCUGCGAUCUGGGAUUAAUUGUAAUUUUGAUGUGUUACUUACACAGAUUAACAGUGGUGCAUGAUCAUUUACCUUUUUAUACAUGUGUGUGAAUGAGGGUGUCUGUGAGUGAAAUAAUUUAUGUACAUUUUGAGAGGAAGGAAUUUUAUUUAUAUUUUUUUAAUUUUACAGAAAUGGAUUUCAGAUUUCACCAUUCAAACAUAACACUG